Choloepus didactylus (southern two-toed sloth) is the source of this 3558-nucleotide messenger RNA. It is a transcript of the gene OFCC1, whose product is annotated as orofacial cleft 1 candidate 1. Gene Ontology annotation, molecular function: structural molecule activity. The record is from RefSeq and is a predicted model, not a curated record. NCBI's taxonomy places the organism in Eukaryota, Metazoa, Chordata, Mammalia, Pilosa, Megalonychidae. Gene Ontology annotation, cellular component: perinuclear region of cytoplasm.
AUGGAUAGAGAGAAGUUUCAGCAGAAGGCUCUGAAGCAAACUAAGCAGAAGAAAUCCAAGUCGGCUGAAUUUCUGAUGGUUAAAGAAGAUAGAGAAGCUAUAGAAGGCAUUGCAAAUCCAGCUUUUAACAUGAGCAGCCCAGAUUUCUCAGCAUAUCAGACUUCAGAAGAGGAAGUUAUUAGACAUGACAUGCCAGAUAGCACCCUUGCAGCUCACCAACAGAAACUCCGGCUGCCAGCCUCUGCUGAAGCAAAAGGAAAUGAAUACAGCAGAAAUUACUUUGACCCACUGAUGGAUGAGGAAAUAAACCCAAGGCAGUGUGGGAUGGAGGUCAGCAGAGAGGUUGAUGAUAGAAUUCUCUAUAAUCAGUUAAUGAAGCUGCUUGAUGAGACUGGACGAGAAGAACCCCAAGAAGAGACAAGAACAUCAAGGACUUUGGAUUGUGAAGCGCCGAUGAGUUCCGAUGAGAGUCAUGAAUGCCACAAAGAGACUGAAGAAACCUUCCCUCCUUACACUGAGGACUUUGAAAGAUAUGCUCAGAAAGACAUAGUCCUGCUUGGUAGCUCUUCAUUAAAACAGUCUUUUAUUGAGAUUGAGCAGUCUCAGUCACCUCAGUCUCUUCAAAUACAGAUAAAAUGCUUAAGGGGCAUCAAAGACAAGGUUCCCCAAGGCUCUUAUUUCCUGAAAGUUUCCCUGCUUGGUCAACUGGGGGACUGUAUCUUGCAGUGGCAGGACACAGAACCACUGAAGAUGAGAACACAUCCAAUCAGGCAUGAUAGAAACUUUUUUGAUGUGGGGCUGUAUUUCAAUGAAAGCCUUUACAUGGCAUUUCCUCCUAAGAAGGAUGUGAAACCUGGCAUGGCUUUAUGUUUUGAGCUCUUUCUCCUCUGUGGGACGCACAUUUGUCUUUACCGGGUUGUGGGCUGGGCAGCUUUGUUCAAAUUCAAGUGUCCCCUUCUCCGAGGUCAUUAUGAUCAGAAAGUCAGCAACUUCAAGCAUAUUGAAGAUUUGAUUUGCCUGGACUUGGACCACUGGCUUUGCAAUCUCUAUUUUCAGGUAAUUAAACUUCCUCUGCAUUUGGAUUCAAGAAAAAAGCAGGAAAGACAUAUUCAGCUUCCCCCUGAAUUUCCAGUUUGUUCAAUGGCUGAAAUAGAGAAAGUAGAAUCAGAAGUAGAGAACACAGCUGGCUUUUCAGAGGAAGAAACCAAGAAAAGCAUCUGUGCAUCAAGGGAUGUCCAUGCUACUUCCUCCUUGUCAAUUCCAGAAGGCAGAGGAUGGCAGCAUCAAGCCCCUGGAAGGAGAGAAAGGGACAGACAGCAAGGCUUUGGUGACUCAUUGUAUAGUGAUGUUUGGGUACUUUUUGAUAAAGGCUCUCAGUUGGUGACUUUGGACUUUGUGAAGUUUGAUGAAGUAGUGAUGAUGAUAUUAGAAGAGGUUAAAGCUUUAUCUUUUGAUGAACGCAAUCCCCUUGCUCUUCAGCUGGCCAGAUGGGCAGAAGAGAGCUCUCACACUCACCGCACCCGGGAUCGCCACGAAGAAACUCGCUCGCGAGACAGAUCCGUUCAGCAGUCAACCAGCGCCGGUGAAAAGGAAAAGAAAAAGGAAGGUACCAUAGACCAGCGAUGCUGGCAAAGGGUCGGUGAUUGCUUAAAAGACUACUACCAAACCUUCGGCCCUGAAAGGGUCCCGGUCACUGCUUUCACUUAUUGGAAUCUAAUUCAUGAAAUUUUAAAAGUCCAUUCUUCAGCCCCAGACAUUCAAGACCUCUGCAAAAAGGGAGAGGUAGCUUUGAGACAGCACUCUCGCCCCGCCUCAGUCUGCGGUUCCAUUACUAUUGAUAUGCCUGAACAGCUCCAAGAUGAAAAUAGACCAGGCACCCCGGUUAAUCAAGCCGGAUUAUCGCCCCACCUAAUCGAAACAGAAGUAAAAACCCCUCUCCCUUCGGAGGAGACUGUCCUUCCUGCAUUUCAGCCCCCCCCUUAUGCACCUGAUUUUCCAACCGCACCCAGUCUUCCAAAACCUCAUUUUUACCCAGUUACGUCCCUGCCUCAGUUCCAUGCGCUAGAAGAGGCCGCAGAAAAUCUCCAGCUACACGCCGAUAGUUUUAAAGAAGCCUUUAAUCAGGAGCGGCUGCGAGCUGCCAAUUUGCUUGCUGACCUUAGGGCAGCAACUCAAAGCGUUGCGGCCCUUGCUCUCCCAGAGAAUACUCACUCGUCACGUCCUCAUUGCAUUCAUCACACUUAUGCCUUUCCGUGCAAUUUGGAAAAUGGGCACAGUAUGGUACAGGGAUUUUUCUCUAUGGAUAUCACACUGUUUCAGUUGGGAAGAUGGAGAAUGAGCUGCUGUUCCGUUGCUGAUAGGAGAGGAUGUGGAAAAUUCUUUAAGCAUCUCCAUUUUGUGCUGGUGACCCUGUGUUCAGAACUUCAGUUAGCUCAAUGGCAAAGCCAGGGCUUCUGGUACAUUAUCCUGCUGAUGGCUUCUCUUUGGUUCUUGAGGCUCUACUUGCAUUACCUUGCCCAGUGGGUUUACCUCCAGGCCAUUUCGACUCCUGUUACAAAAUUCCAUUUUUACCCGCACACGGUUGAGCUUUGCUACCCAACUUCUUCACUCCACAUUGGAGAAGAGUUGCCUGUGGUUGUUGUGGGGUCUCUGAUGCUCCACGUGGUGGUGCUUCUCUUGGCUCUGGUUGGAUGGGGCUGUCAGCUACUAUUCACUUCCUGCCCUGAUGCUUUGUCCAAGUUAAUCGUUACGAUUGGAAUAUGGGCAAUUCUAGACCCACUGGCUGUGUUUAUGAUGGAUAUGGCCCUGGGGCGACUUCAGCCUGGUGGGGAAACUUCUAUAGCUGAUGCGGCAAAGCUCUACUGGAUAUUUGUAAAAACCACCCAGCCAGGAAUUCUUGGCAUAAUGAUCACACUGAUACUAUACAUUCUCCUAUUCAUCAUUUCUUCUUUGAUUUUAUAUUUGUAUUGUCUCAGGUUGCGCAAUGUUUCUUGGAUAUUAGAUGUCUUCCAGUGCAUCCACAGUGAAGAAAUUAAGUUCUUUAUACCAUAUGAUUUGGAGAUUUCCAGUCAGGAGCUAAGUUAUAUAGUAAAAAUAUCUCAGCAGUGGAGAGGAAUCAAUGGUGAAAGAAGGCUGGUGGCAGUGCAUGAUUACAUCUGGAAAAGCCAUGGAGUGGAGUCUGGUGUCUCCAGCUGUGACCUCCCUCGUCAUAAUGAAAUUUCUACUUCUGCACUUGGUCCAGAAGAUUCGACUUCUCAUGUGUCUGUUUAUACCAUUUAUCCCAGUGGGUUCCAAGAACUAUACCGCCAUUUUCUCAGACUCCCAGCUGGUGCCAUUGUUGAGGUGUUUGGUGAUAUCAGUGCCAUAAAUUUUAUCCACGGGGACGUGAUCACAGCUAUUCAGGAACACAUAAAUGAAAUGAACACUGUAUCAGGAGACUCCUUUGAUAUUAAACCAAGAGAAAUGAAAAGAAUCCAUUAAAAUGGAAAGGAAGGAACCAUCAAGUGAAACGACACAGAGAGGAGAAUCUUUGGAGAAAGCCCUGAUGCCAUUCUGGAG